AUGGCCGAAAACAACGCCGGUCAGACACCGCUCCACAUAGCGGUCAAAAAAGGUCACUAUGGCAUUGUUCAAGAACUGCUAUCAAUGGGAUGCAAUCCAUCCCCAACGGACAAGCACUCCCGAACCCCCCUGCACUAUGCUUGUCUGACCAAGCAAGACAUAACCAUGGUGCGGCUGCUCCUGGCUCAUGGCGCUGAUGCUUCAGAAAAAGACAAAGAGGACCGCACCCCAAUGCACAUAUGUUGCACCCACGGGCAGGCUGCACUGCUCAAGGCUCUCAUCAAUGCCGGCGCCCACAUCAAUGCAGGGGGAAAAGCGCAAGGGCAGACACCGUUCCACAAUGCAAUACUGUGUCGACAGACAGAGUGCGCGAAGAUUCUUUUGGAGGCAGGGGCCGAUCCAAACGUGCUCUAUGGGCCUGGAGAACACAUUAUAGGCUCCGCAGUAUUCAGCGGGCAGACAGAACUCGUGCAACUGAUGCUAGACAAGGGAGCUGAUCUGAACAGGGCAGACCGCCUAGGAGUGACGCCCUUAAUAUAUGCUGCUACUGCAGACAGAGAGCAAAUCGCGCGGAUCCUAUUGCAUGCUGGCGCCAAACCAAACAUACGAGGGCCUCAUGACGGUGUCGCCCUACACGGCGCGGCCAGGUCAGGCCUGCCAUCGAUUGCGAACUUGCUGCUCGACGCGGGUGCUGAUCCUUCCAUUACGGAUAGGUCGGGUUUUUCUCCGUUAGAUUAUGCUACGAAGAAGGAAGCGACUCCUGGAGAGUGGGCUUCAACCCCGGGACAUGAGUCGGUAGUCAAACUGCUGCAACAGGCACAGCGACAAUCAGAAGCUGGGCUAGGCUGA
Aspergillus viridinutans is the source of this 849-nucleotide messenger RNA. RefSeq names its product ankyrin repeat domain-containing protein. Lineage: Eukaryota; Fungi; Ascomycota; Eurotiomycetes; Eurotiales; Aspergillaceae. The record is from RefSeq and is a predicted model, not a curated record. Gene Ontology annotation, molecular function: protein binding. The coding region runs from base 1 to 849 and encodes 282 amino acids. The transcript has a single exon.